CCAUCUCUCUCGAAGACUAAGGCCAAGCCCAUCGUUAAGGAGAAUCAAAACAAAUUCAACGAUAAAAGUUUCUGGGCGUAUCUUUCUUCUUCUUAUUAUUCUGAUUCUUCUCUCUCUAUUUGGCGUUUGGCUGCUGAGAAAAUUAGAAAGAAAAAUAAAAUGAAAUCUUUCUGUUCUGUCAGUCGUCUUCUCGCUGGCGGUUAUCACUGAGAAAAAGAACAACACAGAAAAAUGAAUGCUUUCAAUCCUGCUAUUCUUUUAUCAGAUCCAAAGAAUAAGUCAUGCUUUCGCGGCUUCUUCAUUGUAUUUUCUCUUAUUUGUGGCAUUUACUUUGCUGGAAACAUCUUAAUUACAGAGGAAUACAGAUCAAGAUUAGUGAUCGGCACAAGGAAUAUGAAGUCCACUGCGUGCGAGAGUCAAUGCAGGCCAUCUGGAAGUGAGGCAUUGCCAGAAGGAAUUGUUGUCAAACAAACUAACUUGGAAAUGCGAUGUUUAUGGAACUCUAAGGAAAAUAAGAGACAUUCCAAGACUCCAUUGAAAUUGUUGGCAAUGACAGUAGGAAUUAAGCAGAAAGAAGUUGUCAAUAAAAUAGUAGAGAAGUUCCCUGCAGAUGAGUUUGUUGUAAUUCUCUUUCACUAUGAUGGUAUUGUGGAAGGAUGGAGGGACUUUUCUUGGAGUGAUAGUGCCAUCCAUAUUUCUGCAAUUAAUCAGACCAAAUGGUGGUUUGCAAAAAGAUUCUUGCAUCCAGAUAUAGUUGCUGAUUAUAAUUACAUAUUUCUAUGGGAUGAAGAUCUUGGCGUUGAAAAUUUUGACCCAGAAAGGUACUUAUCUAUUGUGGAAGAAGAGGGACUUGAGAUCUCACAACCUGCACUUGAUGCAGAAAAAUCUACUUUGAAUCAUAAACUCACUGCUCGUUGGGGAGGAUCAAAAGUGCACAGAAUGUAUCAUAAGUUAACGGGAAAUGCAAGGUGUGACAACCCCAGCAUUGGUUCUCCUUGCAUUGGGUGGGUGGAGAUGAUGGCCCCUGUGUUCUCUAGAAAAUCUUGGCCUUGUGUAUGGUAUAUGAUUCAGAAUGACCUAACUCAUGCCUGGGGCCUGGAUAGGAAGCUUGGUUAUUGUGCACAGGGUGAUCACACAAGAAAUAUUGGCAUAGUUGAUGCUGAAUACAUAGUUCAUUUUGGUCUGCCUACUCUUGGUGGCUCAAAGAACAAUCAGGGGUUGCAGGGCUCUCAUACCAAUCAUGUUAGAACUAAAGUUAGGAUGGAGUCAUACAGGGAAAUGCAGAUUUUUCAGAGAAGAUGGAAUAAUGCUAUGAAGAAGGACAAAUGUUUUACAGAUCCGUAUGGACAAAUGACAGAUCAGAGUAGCUCAUAAGAUAAUCAAAGACUUUUUUGUGACUAAGCUAUUCAUUGCCUUAAAUAAAGGUGUAAAUAAGGAGGCAAAGAAAAAUAAGUUUCCAACCAAGGUUGAUCUAGUUGAUAAGCAUAGGAUUCAUACCUUACAAGGUUGCGGAUUUGAAUCAUGUUGUUGAUGUGAGAAUCCUAAUGUAAAUACCUCAAAGCAUUCUUUGAUCCAUAAGACCUGUCUUGAUCUUGGUUAGCCCUCAAAAUCCACCUCACCUGAACUUUCUCACCAAAAAGAAAAGUGUUCAUCUGACAGCAGGAAAGUGUAUGCGAUCUAUGUUGCUUUUACAAUUUGAACAGUGAAUGCCAAUGUCAGUAACAGAUUGACAAAUAAUUGAAGAAAUUGAAUUUUGUUUUUA
Prosopis cineraria is the source of this 1762-nucleotide messenger RNA. RefSeq lists its product as uncharacterized. NCBI's taxonomy places the organism in Eukaryota, Viridiplantae, Streptophyta, Magnoliopsida, Fabales, Fabaceae. The record is from RefSeq and is a predicted model, not a curated record. The coding region runs from base 232 to 1374 and encodes 380 amino acids. The transcript has 14 exons.